AGGCGAAAGAAAGCCUCUUUCUUCACAAUUUCUUGCGAGUCAUUUCAGUUACACUUGAGACAUAGUAUUGCCGCCGACGUGAGUGUGAUAAGACGGCUAAAAAAAAAAAAACACACAAAAAAACAAACAGAACAUACGAAAUAACGAAAAUUUCAAAGAAAGUGUUCUUUUUUCGUCGAAUUUCGCGGGGUUUUCUUUGCUCUAAAUCAAGUUAAUUAAUUACAAGUAGGUAUGUCCCUACUAGCACCCGCUGGCGCAGCUGCGGCCGCUGCAGCUAACAAAGAUGAGGAAAUUACUGUACCAAAAUCGGACAGUUUCUUUGAAUCGAAAACAUUCCGCUUGAUCUCCUUGAUGCUUUACAUGGGUGGCAUUAGUGGUUUGGGCAUGACAUUAGCCAUGUAUUACUUAUUUAUUUGGGACUCACGCAUGCCACCAUUACCGGAGUAUAAGCACGCGCAUCAUGUGGGCUAGGAGAAACGGAGAGGGAAAGCGGGAGAUAGCUAGAAGGAAAAGCGAAUUGUUUGCGGAGGGGGAGCUUUAAUUGUUAAGUUAUAUCCAGAGAAG
Molecule: messenger RNA, 564 nt
Organism: Rhagoletis pomonella (apple maggot)
Lineage: Eukaryota; Metazoa; Arthropoda; Insecta; Diptera; Tephritidae
Gene: inaF-B
Exons: 1
Coding region: 232-471 (79 amino acids)
Source: RefSeq, a predicted model, not a curated record